Messenger RNA from Mycotypha africana, 720 nucleotides. RefSeq lists its product as uncharacterized. The annotation marks the transcript as partial. The transcript has 3 exons. The record is from RefSeq and is a predicted model, not a curated record. NCBI's taxonomy places the organism in Eukaryota, Fungi, Mucoromycota, Mucoromycetes, Mucorales, Mycotyphaceae.
CAGGAGCCUCAGCAACAAGGUUCUGCUGAUGCCUUAUCCCAUUAUCCACAAGGAACUAAUAUAAACAGUUUUAAUGGCACAUGGUAUAUAACUGGAGCUACGAAAAAUGCUUGGGAUGUUUAUCAAACUCUCUCUCAAAGAUUCAAUAUCCAAAUUGAUUGCGCUCAAUUCGAUGUCAACACCACGUCCAACUCAACACUUGAUGUAUUAUCCUCUGCUUUCCUGAAUCAGACCACCUUAAACCUUGGUAUAAAUGCUACAGUUGCUGGUUCCCUCAUUUUACAAAACCCCGACAGUCAAACCAAUGUUUCGAACCAUGAACUAUUGUGGGAAGCCUACACGUCCCAAGUCUUUGUUAACAAGGGUCUGUGGGACAAGUUUACCCAAAAAGAUCAGUCCAAUGCUAACAACAACAAUGCAACCACUGGCGCUACACCCCUUCCCGGCACAAAGCCCGUCGAAGCUACUAUUUACACUCAAUUGAUUGAUACCAACGCUCAACCUGGCACAAAUACUUCUACCAACUUUGAUGCCAUUUUCAUUUGGGGAUCCCAUGCAAAGACUUUGGGUGAUGAUCAUAAUGACAUUUAUGGUGUUUUACUUACAAAGAAUGCUACUAUCAGUCCUGAUGUUUUCAAUAGAACCGCUGGUCUCUUACCUCAAAGAGCCGUUUCUAAUAAUGCUCAACUUGUCCAAUUGAAUGAUACUUGUACCGUCAGG